AUGGAGGGCGAGAAUCGGUCAUUUGUUCUUUUACCAACAAACCAAGAAAAUGAAGCUAUUGAAGCUUCGUACACGAUUGACAAUGAGCAGGAAAAGACGGUUCGUGACCCCCACACGGCACGUAAUGUACGAGUUCAAUCUCCUACAAUGGAAGAAAGGGCUAACGAUAGCGGCAUCCAUGAGUGGCUCAAAGGCAUUCAGAAAUUCAGUGCAUUCAGGGGUCAAGAGAAAUUCUUCAACAGCGAAAAAGAUACGAUUCAGGAACUGUUGAAGGUUUUUGAGAUUAAAAAACAGUUGACGCUAAUGAAUCUAAUAACUUUGAAGUCGGUUGUUAAAGAUGUUAAAGCAAAAAGGGUUCCGGAGCUAGAUAAAGGCUUUAUUGACGCUCGCAUGAAAAGACUUCAGUCAGACAUGGAUCUCACACAGGUUCAGCUGCAUUACGCUCGUCGACGACAGAAUUUGCUAAAUGAUCUGUUCAGAGAUUCGAACGACAUUGGCAAAUUUGACGCGAUGAUAAAUUAUUAUUUGGAACUCCUCAGGCUCCAAAAUAACAUGAAAUUCGAUUUGAAAAAUAUCCAUGGAGAAGAAGGUAACUAG
This is a messenger RNA of Plasmopara halstedii, 597 nucleotides long. RefSeq lists its product as uncharacterized. The record is from RefSeq and is a predicted model, not a curated record. Lineage: Eukaryota; Oomycota; Peronosporomycetes; Peronosporales; Peronosporaceae. The transcript has 3 exons. Bases 1 to 597 code for a protein of 198 amino acids.